AUGACAGAGCGGUGUCGAUGCUGGGGCGCAAAUGUUGAAAUAAAUCAUAUUGCUUCCUCGCUGCCUUAUUUCCUCCAUAAUCCCGUACCCGGAAAGAUCGGGGAAAUGAACAGAUGUUGUGUUGCCUGUGCCGAAUCCAAACUCCGAUGCGAUCUCAAAAACGUCGAUCAAACUUGUUCGCGAUGUCGGCAAAGAGGUUGGUCCUGCGUGCGUGUUGAGCGCAAGAAACGUGCGCGAAGGUCCAGGGGCAUCAGCUCCAAUCCAUCACCACAGACGGGAAGUGAGGAUGGGCCUUACCAGGUUGCAGACUUCGCGAGUGAACAACCCAUCGACCUGUCAUUCUUAGAGGGGUCUUCACCUGACGACGACGAUUUCCUAGCCCAGCUGGCUGAUCUUGAACAUUCGGUCUUUAUGAACUCUUCUACUUGGACGCCGCAAGAAUUCCCUUCAAUCAUGGGGACCCCCACCUUUUCUCAGAACAACUUCGGCGCGCCAACAUAUGAUGUGAUCACACCAGACGUAGCAGUUCGUGGAGGAUUUUUGUGCCCGGAUAAUUUUCGACUUCCUGCCGACUUUACAUUGGAACUAGGAAACUCGAUAUCUAUCCCGGUGCAUCGACUUGAGAGGUACGCAAGGCUGUUUUUUGAUCAGUUCCACUCUGCCUUCCCGAUACUGCAUAUCCCUACCUUCUGUCUGGCAACAUCCUCUUCGACGCUUGUUAGAUCAAUCCUUAUCAUCGGCGCCGGCCUUGACAGUGACGCAACGUCUCAAACAGAUGCAAAGGCAUUCUAUGCGCAUCUCCCCUCCAUGUUGGCUAAAUGCUGCCUUCAUAGCGACAAAACACCACCCAAGCUUGAAGACCUCCAAGCGCUUGUCCUCUUCCAAUACGCGAGUAUGGUGAAUGAGGGAAGCGCUGAACGUGCGGCGUCGCGACUUCUUCACCCGCUACUUGUUGCAACCAUACGGCAGACGGGAUUUCUAAAAGUGCACGGGGAAUGUACCAAGGCUCCACGAAAUGCACAUGCAUGGAAAUCAUGGAUUCUGAAUGAGUCCCGGAAGAGAAUUCUUUGGGGGGUUUUCUCGGUGGACUGCUAUCAAUCUAUAUUAUGCGGCAGUAAGCCGCUUCUCUCGCCUACAGACACGCGGGCCUCUUUCCCUUGUGAUGACUCAAGCUGGAACGCAUGUUCUGCCUCUUUAUGGGCCGCACUUCCAGCACAAGAUCCGAGCAGCUGUUUUUUAUCCUCCAUCAAAGGCUUGAUGGGUGGACAGACUCCCUCGCAGUCAAAUUUAACCGAGUUCGGCAUGAAUUUGUUGAUCAUGGCAGUGCAUUCAUUACUGUUGGAAGCUCAGACGUCAAUAUUGCCUGUGGAUAUCUCUGUUCUCGAGAGGGCACUGCACACAUGGUACAUGUCGUGGGAGAAGCUUAAAGGGCAUUUCCAGCGCCAGUAUGAACCGACUGCAGGGGGUCCCAUUAUCACAAAUAGUCUUUCACUCUACUAUCUGGGAAUCCAUUUCUUGAGGAAUGGGCGCCCGAUACUAGGUGACAGUGCUUAUAUGGAGAGGUCCAAGGACUCGGGGAAUCCUUUAAUUAUUCGAGAACAAGUCUAUCAAGAUGAAAUGACGCGAUGUGUUCGAGAAAUGCUUGACGAGAUUCGGAAAGGAGGGUAUGCAACUUUGCCUUUUUAG
Messenger RNA from Penicillium longicatenatum, 1686 nucleotides. RefSeq lists its product as uncharacterized. Gene Ontology annotation, biological process: DNA-templated transcription; regulation of transcription by RNA polymerase II. The coding region runs from base 1 to 1686 and encodes 561 amino acids. Gene Ontology annotation, molecular function: zinc ion binding; RNA polymerase II cis-regulatory region sequence-specific DNA binding; DNA-binding transcription factor activity, RNA polymerase II-specific. Gene Ontology annotation, cellular component: chromatin. NCBI's taxonomy places the organism in Eukaryota, Fungi, Ascomycota, Eurotiomycetes, Eurotiales, Aspergillaceae. The record is from RefSeq and is a predicted model, not a curated record. The transcript has a single exon.